Candidula unifasciata is the source of this 4644-nucleotide messenger RNA. Lineage: Eukaryota; Metazoa; Mollusca; Gastropoda; Stylommatophora; Geomitridae. The record is from the annotation of a GenBank genome assembly.
AUGCCUGUGACUCGAAACCAGUCAAGCGUGGCUGCCAAGUCGAGCAGCGAAAUUCCCAGCACCAGUGGGCUAAAGGAGAGCUCUGAUGGAGCUGACAAGCCAACGGAAGCUGAGGCAUCUCAUCGGGACUCGCCAGAAAACUGCUCUAUAUGUUUGGGGCCUUUCAUCAACAAAUCUUUCACCAGUAGCUGCGCUCACUCCUUCUGCUUUGUUUGCCUGAAGCAGUGGUCCAAGGUCAAAGCUGAGUGCCCUUUAUGUAAGCAAUCGUUCACUGGAAUUUUUCACAACAUUCGUUCAAAUGAUAGCUAUGAUGUGUAUGAGCUGCCUCCGGUGAACCCACCGACCCAGAUUGAUUACAGCUACUUGUACAAUUACAUGGGCGGGCAUCUGGCCACCUUUGCGCCAACCCAGCAUUAUUUUAGCCUGUCCCAGCCAAGCUUGGAUGCCGAUUUGACUUUGAGUAAUUUCAGCAGGUUCCAGUUUCAUCACCGGCGCUACAACAGGUACCUCAAUUCAGACCACUCCGUGCAUGGUGAGCAUCAGUACUCAUUCCCCAACUCAACGUUCAACCCAGCUACUCAUGUGUCAGCGGCUUCCUGGCCCAGAGGUGCUGAGGACUUCCGUCUCCGAGUGUAUAGACGUCACAUGGGUCCUCCAGCUGUGAUUCUGGGCUGUGAAAACAGCAACUACCGUCUAACUCCGGCGAUGGUGGCCGCUAGUUCUCAUAGGUUACAUCGCAUCAUGCCAUGGCUGACCAGGGAGCUUAGAGUUCUACUUAGAAGUCACCAGAAUGUCAGACAGGCCAUUGGCAUCAUCCAGCCUCUCUUGACCCAGGUGACUAUUGAUAGUCAUUACUUCAGUGAGAAAGUUUCACCCAUCAUCGGCCAGAAGUCGAGGCAGUUCAUUCAGGAGUUUGCAGCAUUUGCUAACAGUGCGCUGACUUUGCAAGCUUUUGACAGAAAGGCUAUGUAUAGAUCUCGAGUAGCCAGAAUUCUUUACGAAGACAGUUCCAGCAGUAGCAGCGAUGAUGAUGUCAUUGAGGUCACAGACGCUAGCCCAGAUAUACGGGCACAUUCAUCGAGAAAUGCAUCAACAAGCUUGCAAGGGGCAGACAGGUUUUCCCCAACCCCCGGCCCGUCACAAGAAAUAUUCGAUUCCCAAGACCCGCCUGCCCAAACAGAAGUUGACAGAGUAUCGGUCAGCUCUGAAAGUGACCCGGUUUUUAGACCUGGUUUAGAUGAUUCAGAGUCUGAAAACUCAGAGGCUGGGAGUGAUAUUGUGUUUGUCAAGUACGACAAGCCCUGGGGCAAGAGGUCACCCAUACAGCUGUCUUCUGGCUCAGAAGGGGGUGACAAGAGCAGGAAGAAGAAAAAGAUGAAAAGUAAAAAACUCAAAAAGAGAAACUUAUCAGAGGUAAAGUCUUUGAGAAAGGGUAAAGGACAAAAGUCUGCAAAGGCUAGAGGCAGAGAUUUGUUAAAGGGGAGGGCUGGUUCCCGAAGCGAGUGGCAUUAUGAAUCAGAAUCAGGCGCUGGUCCAAAUAUAGUCUGCCCACUGUCCUCAUUGGUCAAACAAAAGAAGAAGAAGCAUAAAAAAUCAAAAGAAAAGAAUGUUGACAAUUUAUUGUGUGACAAAGACAGGGAGCAGCCAGGCAGACCUGCGGAUGGUAUCUGGCAUACUGAGAAUAUGGAUGUUGGUGGUGGAAGUGGAAACAUCAACAGCCUGAUUUCUGAUAAACGGAAGGAUCUACAUAAGAAGAGAGGCAGGUCAUGUGACAGUGACAAGGGGCGGCGAAAGAGGAAGAAGAAGAAAAGUUUGACUAAAGAAUUGGCCGGCUCAUCACCAGGGCUAAUAUCUUACAAGAAACACCACUCCGGUCACAAGAAGUCUGCUGGCAAAGGUGAGAGUUCCCGGAGAAGACAUCAGCAUAGGCACACUUCUAGAAUAGAUCAUUCUUCUGACAGCUCGAGCCGAACAGAUUCUUUAGACAGAGAAAUGCAAGCUCCUCGAGGCCAGCAGGUAGCGUCUUCAGGUGUCGACCAUUCAGGUGCCAGCACCUUCCAGGCAUCAUAUCUGGCAAGACCUGACACUGUUCAGCACAUCCCACUGAAUCUCUGGGUGAGCACCUGGCCAUCCUUGCCUCACACCCUUCCUGCAGCUUCUCCUUCAGCAACCUUCUCCUCCUCCUUGCCUCACCCACUGACUUCCUCAAGUUUUCCAAAUCAGAAUCUGGGCAAUACAUCGAGCGAAUACACCUCACAGACAAUAUCAAGCGACAGUGAAUCAUCCAACAACAGCGAUUCAGACACCUCGGCAGACAGUUCUAGCCCAAUACCACUGCGUACCAGAACAAAGCGAUGGCUAGAUGCGAGUUACCCAGAGCUUAGUCUUCAGCCUUCCUCAAGCUCCGCCAUUCACACAUCUUCGGCACCUGACCUGACCCAGAUCUGGGGAAUCGAACACAUUUCAUCACAGAGCUCUGAUGCAAAUGUCUCCGCUAGGCAUUCAAAUAACAUUACGGAUAUUGUAUCUGUAGGCAGCGAUGAUGAUGAUGUUGUCAUAUGUAGUAGUACGGAUGAAUCAGAGUCGGAUGAAGUCAGAGUGAUUGAAAAAUCUGAUGUUUCCAUUUAUUCGUCGUCAUCCUCAUCGUCGUCAUUUGGAAGCUUUGCCACAACUGCAGGUGUGUAUAGGUUGGCUCAAACAACUUAUCCAAGUCAGUCAAACAUUGUUUCUCUGAUGCUGGGAGGCAGGCACUCCAACAACUUGAUUCAGUCAACCUCUGCUCCCAUUGUCUCUUUUCAGACAAGCAGAAAGUCCAGCUCAGCAGAACAAAGCCUGGAUCCUGUGUUGUCUGGACUUGUCACCAGCACAGGCAGUAAUGUUGAAGCACCCACCACAUCCAUGCAAUCAGACCAACCAGAAAUCAUUUCAUCACCAAUAGCAUCCAGCAGCAUGCAAGAUUCCCAGCCAGGCACUUCAGCAAGUGAACUGAAAUCCUUGACUUCAUCUGGGAAUAAAGAAACCGGCAUUCACCAUCAUAACAUCUUCCCACCGACAUUGAGUGGUUUGCUGGACACCUGCUACAGAACCAACACCGGUCUACCUCCUACUUCUGCAGCUGAAAAAAUUACUGCUGCCUCCAUGCAUGCAGAUCAGAGUAUAUUGACACCAACAUCCUUGGUCAUGCAUGCAGAUCAGAGUAUAUUGACACCAACAUCCUCGGUCAUGCAUGCAGAUCAGAGUAUACUGACACCAACAUCCUCGGUCAGCUCCUCUAUGUUUGGUGUGCUCCCUCUGCAGACAUCGACUUCAGUUACUUCAAUGCUGUCAUCAAAUUUGAAUUAUCUUUCCUAUCCUCCACUGACAUUGUCAACAAAUCUACCCCCUCUACUGCCCCAGACAGUGCCAUUCAUGAUGCCACAACCACAGACGUCAUCGCGCUUGCAGUUACACUACCCUUUCCCGCCAAUCCAGCCACUUCUUACCGGUCCAUCGUCUCUCUUUGCACCAGUUUAUGCAGGGUUUUCUCAGGUUGCUCAAGUAGCUUCUUCAUCAAACACUGCUGUUGACACUGGAAGACAGUCUGACACUUCUGUAAGUGACGAGAUGACCAUGUCAACUCAGGGGGGGAAUACUGAUAACAUAACAAAUCCUGAGAGUAACAGUGCUAAUGCUGACAAAACAACUGCUUUUUCAGAGAUCACAGAGCUGGCACCCAUAUUAAGUAAAACUUUUCACAGUGGAAGACAUUGCGAAGCUUCAUCUUCUUCAGGAACUGAUGACCUUUCAGUCACGGAAGCUACCAAAAUAAAUCAAAGCACAUCCCGUGGCAAUAAUGAACAUAUAAAUUCUAUUUCGAUCUGCGGUGAUUUUGAAACUUCGAUUGAUAUAUUUGAAAGUAUGUCUGGACUCUCGCCUUGUGCUGAAGCUGCAGUUGCCAAUGGAAGGGUUCUGUUCCAGCAGCCCAGUGAAGGAAUUCCCCAGUGUUUGAAUGCUGAGACCCUACACAGGGAUGUGGAGUUUGAUGCAUUCAAUAUCAUAGAUGAUGUAGACUGUGUUGCUGCGGAAGCUACCAAUAUUAAUAACCGCAGCAACCAUCAAACUGUAACUUUAGAAGAGGGAGAUUACCAAGAAGCAGGUACCCUUGAAUCAACAGGGAGUGGCACCCAUCAGCUGUUUGUGACAGGAGCCGACCCUGACAUGUCAACAGUGGGGACGGAGGUACAUGCAGACAGACUGUUGCAAGAGGCGGCACUUGAGACACUGGACAGUAGAGAUAUUUCAGAUGAGCCACUAGAAAAUGUGUUUGUUACUUAUGAGUCCUCGUUUGUAACAGGGAAUAUGAUGUGUGAGGCAUCGGAAAGUGUAACUAGUAUGGAUAGGCAAGUGGAAGAAAUAAAUACAGCAGGUAUAGAGGAUGAGUCGGUGGAUGUGAUAGAUGGGUCGGCGGAUAUGAUAGAUGGGUCAUUGGAAUCAGCCAACAGGAUGGGUGAGAGUUUACAGGUGGAUAUUGGCAGUCACUCAGUGGAUGCUAGUGCCCUCCAGCCUGUGGAUGAAACACAGGAAGAAUUGGAAGCAAUCACUAAUCCACUUGAGGCAGAUGAAGCCUCUCUGACAGACAUAGGGGACAUUUUCAUGAGCAUAUAG